UGCUCAACUGUCAAUCAUCAGAACGUCAGACGCCCGGGGGAAGUGGGCGGGGCGGCUUGAGCGUCUGAACGAAUGGAGUUGAUGGUGCGGUCGCCAUUAACGUGCUGAGAGGAACGGCCCGACCAGACUUGGCGGCGCGACGGACGACUCCACAGCUUUAGUUCAUCACUCCGUGAAAGCAGGGCGUGCGUAACGCUCUCUUUUUCCUCUCUUACCCUAGAGCCGGUGUCCGAAUAGCAAGGCCGCCGCUGGGCUCCUUUCGGAAGCGGUUAGGAGUGGAAGGGGGAGAGGCGCUGCGCUCGGGAGACGACGAGGUGAUGUCGGAAGGCGAAAAGGCGGCGGCGGUAGCUGCAGCCGCCGACAAGGCAGCCGAGGCAAUGAAUACGACGGCCGAGGUGGACGACGAGGAGGAGGAGGAGAGCGAAGACGAGAGUGAGAUCCUGGAGGAGAGUCCGUGUGGCCGCUGGCAGAAGCGACGGGAGGAGGUGAACCAACGGAAUGUUCCUGGAAUUGACAGUGCAUAUUUGGCAAUGGACACUGAAGAGGGAGUGGAAGUUGUAUGGAAUGAAGUCCAGUUCUCAGAACGAAAAAACUUCAAACUACAAGAGGAUAAGGUUAAAGCUGUCUUUGACAAUCUCAUCCAGCUGGAGCAUCUGAACAUAGUGAAAUUUCACAAGUACUGGGCAGAUGUGAAAGAAAAUAAAGCGAGGGUUAUAUUUAUAACAGAGUACAUGUCAUCAGGAAGCUUAAAACAAUUCUUGAAAAAAACAAAGAAAAACCACAAAACGAUGAAUGAAAAGGCCUGGAAGCGAUGGUGCACACAGAUUUUGUCUGCCUUGAGCUACCUCCAUUCCUGUGAUCCUCCCAUCAUCCAUGGCAAUCUGACUUGUGAUACAAUAUUCAUCCAGCAUAAUGGACUUAUAAAAAUUGGGUCUGUGGCACCUGAUACAAUUAAUAACCAUGUGAAAACUUGUAGAGAGGAACAGAAAAACCUGCACUUUUUUGCCCCAGAAUAUGGAGCUGUAACAAAUGUGACUACGGCUGUUGAUAUUUACUCAUUUGGAAUGUGUGCAUUGGAGAUGGCAGUUUUGGAAAUCCAGGGUAAUGGUGAAUCAUCAUAUGUGUCACAAGAAGCAAUCAAUAAUGCAAUUCAGUUACUUGAAGACACUCUGCAAAGAGAAUUUAUUCAGAAAUGUUUGGAGGUUGAUCCUGUUAAACGACCCACUGCCCGUGAACUUCUCUUUCACCCAGCUCUAUUUGAAGUACCUUCACUAAAGUUGUUAGCAGCACACUGCAUCGUCAGUCAUCCUCAUAUGAUCCCUGAAAAUGCUUUGGAAGAAAUAUCAAAAAACAUCGACAUGACUGCAGUUCUAGCAGAGAUUUUUCACCAUGACGCAGAAGGCGUACAGAUCAGAUUCUCCCAGUUUCCUGCACUGGAGUUAGAUAAAUUUUUAGAGGAUGUAAGGAAUGGUAUUUAUCCUUUGACCGCAUUUGGGAUGCCCAUGCCUCAGCAACCACAGCAGGAGACUGUAACAUCACCCAUUGUCCCACCAUCUGUGAAAACACCUACACCUGAACCUGCAGAACUGGAGACCAGGAAGGUCGUUCAGAUGCAAUGCAAUAUUGAGCCAGUUGAUGAAGGAGCCAAACAUCAUCUAACUCUACUCUUGAAACUGGAAGACAAGCUAAAUCGCCACCUCAGCUGUGACUUGUUGCCUAAUGAAAACUGUCAGGAAUUGGCAGCAGAACUUGUUCAGCUCGGAUUUAUCAGUGAGAUCGAUCAGAGUCGAUUAACCAGCCUGCUCGAGGAUGCCUUCAGCAAAUUCUUCUAUAACCGGAAUGGUUCUAUUUCUGACGUCACAGUUUCUUCAUAGCUGCGGAACUACUGUGUGACGCAACUACUUCAUCACCGGUCUUAAAUGGACGAAAGAGGAUAUCACAGGAAGCCACUGGCUCAAUUGCAUGUAGUAGUGUGGUGAUGUCGAGUUCCCAUCUUGAAGUGGUGAACAUCCCACCAAUGAAAAGUUCUGUUGUCAGUAUUAUGUCCCAUCUGUGCUUCACCCUGUGACUAUCGUAUUUUAUAUAGCAGUAAGACUUGCAGAGCGCUGCCACAUUGGAAAGGCGCUUUGCUCUUAACUGAGUAAAGGUGGGAUGGAAGUAGGGAUUGGGGUGGUAGGGGGAAGGGAAAAAGGCUGUUAAUCUGAACACGAAGACUGCAAAGGAGAGAAUAAAGUGAGAAGUCUGCACGAAGUGAAGUAUCGCUUGAUACAUCUUUGGGAACUCUUUCAAUACAUUGUAUCGCUUUAUAUGCCAGUAAUGUGCAUGUUUCUUCUGUGUUGUAUAAUCUUUGCACAUUUGUUUUCAAGAUCCGGAAUGCUAGAUGAUUUUAAAUGACAGUGUUCCUGCAAAUGCAUUUAAGAGGCCAUUCCUCUGAAAGUUCCUACUAUUUUUCAGUGUUGACAUUUUAAAAUGGCAUGGCUUUUGUGCACAUGGAAGUGGGGAAUGUAAUGGCCAUUAAACCAGCAACUGUCUUAUAUUUUUACCAGCUUAAUGAACUUAUCCAAAUGAUUAGUUGAAUUUGGAUAAACUGUUCUGGAUCCAAACACAAAAUUGAACUGUUGUACUGUUUUUCUUCAAAAUGUAUAGAAUGCCUGAUCAGAAAUGAAAAUACAUUGCAAGUUAAUUACGUCUUGACAAGAUUCAGCUGAUAUGCCAGGGCUGCCUUUGCUUUAAUUAAUUGCUUUAUUGAAGCCUUCCUUCCCAAUACUCCCAUUCUUCCUUUCUCCCAUUUCCCUGAAAGCUUUAUGUAUGUAAAGCUGAACAUUGAUACAGAUAUGUAAUCCUUAUUUUGUAGUAUUUUGAGUUGUAUGGCUGAGGUUGUGUAGUAGUUCUGAUGGUCGUUUUGACAUGGCAAUCGCAUUGAUCAUUUGUUAGCCAUGAAUUUCUGUGAAGUCUGUUGGCCAAAGGAAGUUGAGAUGAUUUGUUUGUCUUCUGUUUUGAGCCAAAUAGUGUAUGGUGAGUUCAUAAGCACAAUUUCUUGGUUAUUUUGGUUUGCAAGCAACACAAAGGGUUAAUUUCACUUGCAAGAACCAGUUUGUCAGUAAUCAUUUCUGAUUAUCUUGCAUUUUCUCAGUUUAGAUAUAGUUUUGGUAUGUGGAAUGUUUUUCAACCUUUCUGCAUUUAGACAUUAGAAUUUGAGGUAAGAGAACUGAGAUGAUAAUUGUUGAAGAAAAAAUGGGGUUGUUACGGAGCACCUAGGCUUAAUUGGAAUUUCUGUAAUAUUUAGAGAAUGGCAAAACACUGUAUGGUGGCAUUGUUCAAAGUCCUAACUGCAUUUAAUGCAGCAUUCACUGAAGCAAAUAUACUGUACUGAAAAAUCAGUGCGUGGCUGUUCUUGUUAUUUACCCUUCUGAAUUGUGCAGAAAAAUGUCAUAUUUGAGUCCAUGCAUUAAUCUUUUUCUAGAUUGCCCCUAACGUGGUUCCUGUAAUAAAUGGCUGGAUGUCAGAGGAAAAUUAUUCUUACCACACAUGAGACAUUUUAAAUAGCGAUCCAUUUAUUGAGUUGCAUUGCUUGGCUUGAAUCUGUCACAGUUUAUUCGCACACAGACAUUUUUUGCAUGUCAGCUCUGGAACUCUUGGGCAAUCAGUUCAGAAAUGUAAAGAUCCAAAAACUGAAGAUGUAUUGAAUUAGCAUACUAUGUACAAAUAGAUAUUUUACAUGUAAGCUUUGUUUCCUACUUGAAUCAGAUAACGAGUAAGACAACUAAUGUCUUGCUAAUAUAUCAAAGACAGUUAGUCAGCUAACCUUGCAGUGAAAGAUUAAUAUUAAACGGGUUUGUCAACUGAACUAAAUGAGACAUUCCAUUGACCGAGACUGAAGCUAACUGCAGCUCCAAGGCUAUCGCUGAACCCACAAGUAAUUCUUCCAUACUCAGAAUCUGCGAAUCUUAAAUUGCAGGUCCUUUUUACAUCUGGGUGUCAACACCUGAAUCACUGCCCUAUGAUGCGAGUCAUUUUUGCUGAUUGCUAUCUGUUUUAUCAGCAGGUGACACAUAAGCUUAAGGCUCUGUUUGAUAGCCAUGAAUCUGCUAUUCCCAUCCAUCCAAGUACAAUCUCUCAAAUACAUUUAGAUUUAUGUGACCAGUUAAUUAAAGACUAAACCUAUUUGGGCCAAAAGGGAUGAUUGAGCUCACAUUUAGAUAUUCCAGUACGUCAUAAAAUAAAAUUGUCUACUCUUCACUACCUGUGUAAAGACGGGUGUCUAAUGGUUAGCAUUGAGCCAAAAGGCCUGGUUUCGUGCUGUAUGACCCUGGCUUCCAUGCUCUUACCCCACUCACCCUCCUGUUACUUCCUAUCACACCAACACCUGAUGAGAUGUAGUUGAAAUUGAUUUUAUCUCCAUUUGAACUUUAAAACAGAAAGCAAACUUUGCCACUGCGCUAAAUUUUACUUUUUAAUUUAUGAGGACAAUUGAUGUGUUUUGCUUGUUCCCUUUUUUUCCACAUAUUAGAUUGUACAAAAUUCUUACUAAUUUGUUUCAUUCUCUCAGAAAAAAUGUGAGUUUGCAAAUUAUUUUUGGAGUUUUGGAUUGAUGUUGGAUUAUGCAUAUAUUUCUUGAAGUUACUAUGGCCUAUUGAAUUUGCUUGUAAGUACGCCAGAGAGAUUGCAAGUACAAGUUGUCCAAUACUUCACCAAAUGAUUGACACUUGAAAUAUUAAGAAUCGGGUCUAAAAUACUGAUAACUGUCUUUUUUUUAAACUAUAAAUUGCUUCUUUACAUUACAUGUGAUGUUACUGAGCAGCAGAAAUGCAGGCUACAUAUAUUAUAAUUUGAACAGUUUUUUUUCAUCCAGAAGCUUGUGUUAUCGACGACUAUAUUCCCAAUAUACUACGGACCUGUGGGUAAAAUAGAUUUGUGGAGGCAGAUUAUUUUGGUUUAUGAGCAACUAACAAUAGCAAACUGUUUCAAUUCCCAGUUUUGUUUAACAUUUUAAGCACUUUUGGAUGAAAAGAGUUGUCAUCUUAGAAAAAAAUCUUUUCAAUAAUCCCAUGGGAAUGGUAGGAUUUUUCUUUGAGGAACUGGAAGUGAUCAGGCUGGAAAACCUAUUAAAACAUUUUUGCAAAGUGGUUGUCUGAAGAAUUAUGGGAUUUUAGAAAGGGGCUGCAAGUAGCAAUUUCUGAGAAGCAAUCCAACACAAUAGCAAGUUAUUUUGUGCAUUUUGACUUGGUUUUGUGAACGUUAUUGGUACUUUGAUUCAUUCACAAGAGUUGGCUUUUCCUGGUUAGGCUACCUUUAUUCCUAAUUCCAGAGGCCUUGCAAGAGUCAACCACUGCUGUGGAUCUGGUUUAUAGUCAUGUAAUAGGUUUACUAUAUUUCGGAUAAGGAUACGAUUGCCUUCAUUAAAGGAUAUUGGUGAACCAUUGUGGGAUUUUUCCACAUUUUAGUUGUAUCAUUGUGCUUUUUUAAUUACAAAAUGUAUUUAGUUAUUCCUUAUGCUGUGUGGAAUUUAAACGUGCAUCUCUGAUUUAUUAGAUCUGGCCUUUGUUUACCAUCCUGUAACUUUUGCUACCAUAACACUUUGGUCUUGCUGCAUGACCAAUUGUUAACUAAGCAGAAAUUGUUACAAAAUUAUCUUGUACCCAUGUUCCCGUUUGAAUCCAAAGGACGAAUGAGGUAUGAUGUCUUUAUCAAUUUUGGCCUAAUUCUUCUUUUGAUGCACUUUUUAAAAUCCUCUAUCUUGCAACAUGUGCAGGAGAGCGAAGUCAUGCUAUCAUAAAACAGGAAUAAGCAGUAUAGUGCAAAUAAUUAACCCCAGGAAGGUGUGGGAAAUUCUGCUCCAAAAAGCUUUAUUAGCACAAGGUGCAGACGUAAUAAAGUGUGAAAAGUGAACACAUGGGAUAGUCUGGAUUUAUUUUUAUUCUCAAAUGAUUGUAAGCAAAGCCUUUGCACUGUUUACAUGUUAUAUAUUUCUGAAUGUGCUGUGAUUAUUUCCUUUGGAAAGUUAAGUCCCCACCUUCAAAAAGAAAAAUAAUAAUACCAGCUUGGGAUCCAUUUCAGUUUUCCUUCAAAUAUUUCCCAUGGCAACAUUGGUUCAGGUCUUGGGUUGCAAGUAAUUUCAUUUUUCUCUACUUUUGAACUGAUAAGUGUCAAUCUAAGAUUAAUGAGAGAAACUGCCAGAAUUGGGAAAUGAAGCCUUUGUACACUUGAUAUCUUCACAUCCACAAUUCAAAGGUGAGGUAAAUUGGCUCAGCCUCCCAAGCUGAGAACUCUGGGACUUCAAAACAUCGCUUUAAUUUUAUUUCAACAACAUAAUGUUUUACAGAAUACUGAUUUGUUACAACAGAUCUGCUGUGUGCUACAUCUGGUUCUCUACUGUGACACAUUGAUGUUCCAUUAACGUGGUUGCGUGGGGGCUGUGUUGUGAGGUGGUCAAUGGUUGAUAUUUCUUAUUGUGUAAAGAUUAUUGCACCAUGUUUUUGUUUUGGUGUUCAAUUUCUUUCUGUAUCACUAAUUUCUUUCCCUUUCCCAGGUAAAAUGGAGUUAUAGUUGCAUUUUUAAUUUAGUUUUCUGAUUUCCCAAAAAUGAAAGUAUACAUGUGAAAACAGAAUGAUAAAUUGAGGGGUUCAUUGUGCGAUAUAAGCCUUGUUGCCAUAGGUUGCAUUUGAAAGGGCAUAUCAAAUUCCCAACUCGCUACUGUGCCCCCACUUCCCCCAACCACCAAGUCCAAAUGAAUAAAAUAAAAUCUUAAUCAUUAGCUUUGCACAAUGUAGUGAUGUCUACAAUAUUUUAUUUUAUACUAGUUAAGUAAUGUAUCAAAGCCCUUAUUUAAAUAUGUAAAUACAAAUUUUAAAAUAACAAAGUGCGAUCGAAAAGUUAAAUUUUUUUAAAAUUGGUUCAGUUACACAACUUUCACAUUUUGUUCAGCUUUGUUUUCCAAUUGUAAGCAUCGUAAUAAAAAGAGUGCAUAUUUUCAAGUUGUAUGAAAUCUUCUUCAGGAAAAGGGGCAAUAUAUUUUGAUGCUCCAUUCCAGAACACCUUGAGCUAUACUCUGGUUGCUCACUUCCAUCAGGAUUUAAAAUUUUUUACGGGGGUUUUACUUCCCAGUGUCCAAUCAAAGCUUAUUCAAUCUUCACAUGAUGACUUUUUUUUUGAAUGCUGUACUGCCAAUUGAUUAUAGAUUAUUUUUAAAGAUACAUUUAUAAGUGACUGUACCUCCAAAAUACUUAAUUGGCAAUAAAGUACUUUGGUGUAUCUAUUGAUCAUGUACUUCAGCUGUAUGUUCCUGAUCACUCUGAACCCUUUUUUUUCUUUUAAAAUCUUUUUAUUCGUUUUUUUUCAAAAGCAAAAA
Leucoraja erinaceus (little skate) is the source of this 7348-nucleotide messenger RNA. It is a transcript of the gene nrbp1, whose product is annotated as nuclear receptor binding protein 1. Gene Ontology annotation, cellular component: endomembrane system; cytoplasm. NCBI's taxonomy places the organism in Eukaryota, Metazoa, Chordata, Chondrichthyes, Rajiformes, Rajidae. The record is from RefSeq and is a predicted model, not a curated record. The transcript is spliced from 17 exons. Gene Ontology annotation, molecular function: ATP binding; protein kinase activity. Gene Ontology annotation, biological process: protein phosphorylation; endoplasmic reticulum to Golgi vesicle-mediated transport; intracellular signal transduction. The coding region runs from base 318 to 1874 and encodes 518 amino acids.